GUGGAACUUCAAACUCAGUACCCAUCUAGGUUCCCCAUUCCUUUAUGUUGUUCUAACUUAAAAUUAAAGAAGAAGUGAGCCAUUACUCCAGAGGCAGGGGUAUUUAAACUCAGAGAACACUCAGUAGGCUGUGAUAGCUGCUGUCAUUUCACACUGACACAAGGACGUUUUAGGAGUCUUUGACUAGAAAAGUCUUACAGUAACAUGGAGGAUUUUGACUAUAAAGAAUAUGGAGAAGAUUAUACUGCUGACAAUGAAACAUAUGAAAACACCUCUGUGAGUGGCUCAGUGACUUUCAACCAUCCCAGGUCCUUUUCAGUGGAAACUGGAAUCAAUAUCCUUAUAUCACUACUGGGUCUCAGUGGAAAUGCUAUAGUAAUUUGGAUCUCUGGCUUCAAGAUGAGGACAUCGGUCAACACCACUUGGUACCUCAGUCUGGCCAUCUCAGACUUUCUGUUCUGUGUCUGUCUGCCCUUUAACAUUGUAUACAUGGUCACCUCACACUGGCCCUUUGGGCUGGUUAUGUGUAAGCUGACUUCCUCCACUAUGUUCCUCAACAUGUUCAGCAGCGUCUUCCUGCUGGUUCUGAUCAGUGUUGACCGCUGCGUGUCAAUCACUUUUCCUGUCUGGGCUCAGAACAACCGGACCAUUCCCAGAGCAUCCGGAGUGGUCGUCCUUGUGUGGGCCCUCUCUGCUGCCCUGACUGUACCCUCACUGGUCCACCGCCAGAUCAAAACACAUGGGGCUGAUACACUGUGCUAUACUGAUUAUCAGUCUGGGCACAAGGCAGUGGCUCUAAGUCGAUUUGUCUGUGGCUUUGUGAUUCCUCUUUUGAUUAUAGUCUUCUGCUACUCAGUUAUCUUUGUGCAGCUCAGGAGUCGCCCCAUGAAAUCCACUAAACCUGUCAAGGUAAUGACUGUCCUCAUUGUGUCCUUCUUCGUUUGCUGGGUGCCCUAUCACACCUUUGUCCUGUUGGAGGUGAACUUGGGCAACCACAGUCUUGAGAUGCUCUACACUUGGCUGAAGGUGGGCAGCACAAUGGCUGCAGCAAACAGUUUCCUUAACCCCAUACUGUAUGUGUUAAUGGGUCAUGACUUUCGGCAAACCCUAAAGAGGUCUGUUCUGUGGAAGAUAGAAAAUGCAAUGGCAGAAGAUGGGCGUACAGGUGGACGUAACCUCUCAAAGUCUGGGUCUUUUGAGAGUAAAGCUUUCACACACGUCUGAGGUUUAAGAUUGUGUCAUUUUAUUGAGGUUGUUUGUAAGUUUGUAACGAUGGUACCUUUUUGCACUGCUUCUAUAGAUGUUAUAUGAUUUGUAAUGUAUUAAUUCAGUGUUACUGUGUAAAUAUGAGUUUCAAUGGAUAUCAAAAGGCGUGUCUGAUUAAAAUCUGUUACAUUAGUUCUAUUCAAUUAGUUGUCAAAGUUAUGGACACUCAUGUUUUCUUAAAGUAUCUACUGAACAAAAAUAUAAGCCGAAAUAAAAGAUCCCAGAAAUGUUCCAUACUCAUAAAAAGCUUAUUUCUCUCAAAUGUUGUGCACAAAAAUUGUUUACAACCAUGUUAGUAAGCAUUUCUCCUUUGCUAAGAUAAUCCAUCCACCUGAAAGGUGUGGCAUAUCAAGAAGCUGAUACAGUAUGAUCAUUACACAGGUACACCUUGUGCUGGGGACAAUAAAAGGCCACUUUAAAAUGUUUAGUUUUGUCACAUAACACCAUGCCACAGAUUCCUUACAUUUAGAGGGAGCGUGCAAUUGACAUGCUGACUACAGGAAUGUCCACCAGAGCUGUUGCCAGAAAAUGUAAUGUUAAUUUCUCUACCAUUGUCACAUCCUGACCAUAGAAAGAUGUUAUUUUCUAUGGUAGAGUAGGUCAGGGCGUGACAGGUUUUUCUCUCUCUAUGUUUUCUAUUUCUAUGUUUAGGUUCUAGUUUUGUAUUUCUAUGUUGGGGUUUUGUUUGGGAUGGUCUCUAAUUGGAGAUCAUACUUAAGUAGGGGUUUUUCCACCUGGGUUUUGUGGGUGAUUAAUUUUGAGUUGUGUAUGUGUUCAUCUCUGUGUCACGGUUUGUUGUGGUUUUUCAUUCAGUGUAUUUAUGUAUUGCAUAGUUUCACAGUAUAAAUAAAAUGUGAAACGACA
This is a messenger RNA of Salmo salar (Atlantic salmon), 2130 nucleotides long. RefSeq names its product chemerin-like receptor 1. The record is from RefSeq and is a predicted model, not a curated record. Gene Ontology annotation, molecular function: complement receptor activity; G protein-coupled receptor activity. Gene Ontology annotation, cellular component: plasma membrane. Gene Ontology annotation, biological process: positive regulation of cytosolic calcium ion concentration; phospholipase C-activating G protein-coupled receptor signaling pathway; inflammatory response. NCBI's taxonomy places the organism in Eukaryota, Metazoa, Chordata, Actinopteri, Salmoniformes, Salmonidae.